UCAGAGUAAAUACAACGACCUGAUCUUUGUAUUAGAGUCCUUCUCCUGCUGUUGCUGUAACGAUCCCAGCCUAGGGACCUGCAACUUGGUCAGCUUGUUUGGUUACUCUGGGCAUCUCCUGAAAGCUCUUCUGAGUCUCGCUGGAUGCAGCACCUUGGGGAGGGAUGUUUUCUGUGGGUGGUGUAAGAAACGCUGUGCCUGCUGACCUGACACCUGCAGAGCUGUACCUGGCUGCACCCUGACAACACAGUGGCGGUGGGGAGCCCAGCAGCAGGCAGCCCUCGGUCCCUCUGGUGCCCUGGCACCUUCAGGGCAGCUCUGAGAAGGGGUCAGCAGCCCUUCGUGUGGGGCCUCUGGGACCCAUACUUUGUGCCUGAGCAAGGAUCGCAUGGGAGUAGGAAGCAGAAAUCUCCUGGCUUCAGUGUGAACCUGCUGGGGGACAGCGUGGGGAGUAGAAGAUGUCGUGGCACCCGCAGUACCGCAGCUCUAAGUUCCGCCAUGUGUACGGAAAGGCUGCCAGCAAGGAGAAAUGCUACGACUGCGUGCCCAUCACCCACAGUGUCCAUGACAACCACUUCUGUGCUGUGAACCCACACUUCAUCGCGGUGGUGACCGAAUGUGCGGGCGGAGGGGCCUUCCUUGUCAUUCCCAUCCACCAGACAGGAAAGCUUGACCCACAUUAUCCCAGAAUAUGUGGGCACAAAGGGAACGUUCUGGACAUCAAGUGGAACCCGUUCAAUGACUAUGUAAUAGCGUCGUGUUCAGAAGAUGCCACUGUUAAAAUCUGGGACAUCCCCAAGCACCUGCUAACAAAAAACAUCACCACCCCGAAGAAGGAACUUCUUGGCCAUGCUCGAAGGGUUGGCCUCAUUGAAUGGCAUCCCACUGCCAAUAACAUCCUCUUCAGCUCCGGCCAUGACUACAAGAUAAUGAUCUGGAACCUUGAUACCAGGGAAGAUGUCCUGUCAAACCCAGUGAAGAUCCUUGAUGUUCACAAAGAUGUGGUCCUCUCCAUGUCAUUCAACACUGAUGGCAGCCUCCUUGCCACAGCCUGCAGAGAUAAAAAGAUCCGUCUGAUAGACCCUCGUGCAAGAACAGUCCUACAAGAAGCCAGCUACAAGUCUCACAGAGCCAAUAAAGUCUUGUUUCUUGGAAACAUGAAGAAGCUGCUCUCUACUGGAACAUCCCGGUGGAAUAACAGGCAAAUUGCAUUAUGGGAUCAAAAUGACCUUUCUGUGCCUUUACUGGAGGAGGAUCUGGAUGGCUCCUCAGGGCUCCUGUUUCCUUUCUACGACUCAGAUACAAACAUGCUUUAUAUUGUGGGAAAGGGUGAUGGAAAUAUACGGUACUAUGAGAUUAGCCCUGAGAAACCAUACCUGAGCUACCUGAUGGAAUAUCGCUCUCACUUACCACAGAAGGGAAUAGGAAUGAUGCCAAAAAGAGGCCUUGAAGUGUCAGCUUGUGAGAUCUUCCGUUUUUACAAACUGAUUCCAACCAAAAGCCUGAUUGAGCCUGUCUCCAUGAUUGUCCCUCGACGGUCAGAGUCAUACCAGGAAGACAUCUACCCUUUGACCACAGGAAGCCAGCCAGCAAUGACGGCACAAGAGUGGCUGAACGGAGUUAACAAAGGGCCUCUCUUGGUAUCCUUGAGACCAGGUUCUGGACCUGUGAAUUCCUUACCACAGCUUCCUGAGUCAGAGCCACGUGUGAAAAGUCCUGACCUGAACAAGAGUCAGAGAGGAAGAAUGCCACCAGAGGAGAUGGAGAAGAAAAGUGAGAUUAAAGAUAGCAGAAACCAGCUGAAGGAGGAGGAGAGGUUGCCAAAAAAUGAACACAUGCGUCUGUCCAAUGGCUUCGAUGUAUUUGAGUGUCCACCACCAAAAACUGAAAAUGAGCUUCUGCAGAUGUUUUACCGACAACAGGAAGAGAUCCGCAGACUUCGUGUGCUCCUAAAUCACAGAGAUGUCAAAAUUAAACAACUGGAGCUGGAGCUCAGAAACCUCAACAUGGACACAGGCAGGUACUGAACGUGCUGGUCUGUGACUCUUUGCACCCUCAGCUGCUGCAGCAGACUCCAUUUCUUGCAGAAGACUCCUAUUUUAUUUUUUUUUUUUUGCUGGCGGAAAAACUGAUGCUUCAGGCAGCAUGGAUUUCCCUGGCUUGUGGUGGUCACAUUUCCCUAAUCAUCACCAGACAGUUGUUGAUGGACUUGCUGUGCUUCUUCAGUCUCCUGCCAAGUCACUUGUGUCUGAAGCUCAUGCAUUGAAGGUAGUGAGAGACUUUGGAAAAUCUUGCUCUUGUCCUGGUGAAGCCACCUGUUAAGCUCUAGGACCAAAACCUGUUUUGCUGUUCCUCCACGUUACACAAUGGGAGAGUAAAGGCAGCUGCUUGCUUCUUUUCCCCCCUCAGACUCCAAAGUGAUCCUCCUGCCACCUCCUGUCUCACGACUCAGCCCUGCAUUGGGGGGCUAAAUGAUACUGCAGCUUCCCUCACCUGGUGCUGGGGAUAGUCCUGUUCCAUGCAGGAGGUUGCACUGGGGCUGCCAGUGGUCAGCACUUUGGUAGUAGGUGAAAGAGGGCUGCUUUGUUUGUAUCGGAAUCAUACAAAGACUUUGGCAGCUUAUUUCCUUUACAUCGAGUUUACCCGGCUUUCAAAAAUUCUUAAUUCAUUUCUACAUAGCAACAACAGAUGUGGGUGCUAAAAAGUCAAACAUUUUUGUUUGUUUCUGCAUUAUUAAAGAGAGGGAGUAGUUGUAAUGCUUUUCAGGAUUGCAUCAGUCACUUAUUUCAUAGAAUGUUCUGAGCUGGAGGAGUCUGAUAAGGUUCAUCAAUUCCAACUCUUCUUUAACACUACUUUUUGAAAAAAAAUAAUGAUUCCUAUUAUCUUAAGAACAGCCUUGUUGAAUCAAACUUUCAUGUCCUCUGGAAUGGGCUUUCCUGCACCCUGGGCACACUCUGCAGUAUGCAUUUAUUUGCAAAAGCAACACACCACAGAUACACAGCUUUAAACCAAACAUGUGCAUCUUACGCCAGAAGUGGUCAGGUUUUCUCACCAAAGAGAACAACUAGACAAGAGAUCUAAAAGCCCACAGUUCUCCAGCCAUGCCAAGAAAACCUGACAGCUUUCAGGCUUCAAAGCCAUUUUCACAGUGUAGUCCCAGGAAUAUGGUACUUUGGUUUCCAUGGUAUUAUUAUCAGAAGUGCAAGUGCUUGAUAUGACUUUGUCACUCACCGUAUGCAUUUUAUCUGUUGGAUUUUUUUCUUAGUUUUCCUACAAAAUAAAUUAUUUAAAUUAUUUCCUAGUCAUAAUAAUUUUUCCACAGAAUUUGUACUUUCUCUUGAGGUCUGUUUCUUCAUCAUGCUAUGACUGGAUAGCAUAGAAUGUUGUCAGCCACCGUGGUUCCCAUCUUAGGGUUGUGUUGAUUUCAGCAUUUCUAGAAAAAAGAUUCAUUUAGGCUUUGCUGGCAGCCUGUGAUAAGGCAAGACAAUGUAAUCGAAACUGCUCUUUUAGACAGUAUGCCCAUAAAAGUGUACACUGUGAAAUACACUUCAAUUUGGAGCUCAAAAGCAAUCAUAAAUCUUAAAAAAAAUAAAAUAAAAAAGAAAAAAAAGGGAGGAAAUGUAAUUCUGGGCUAAUGAACUGUGCCUAAAUUGACUUCUGUGAUCAUUUAACAGUUUCUAAAACUCCUAACUGCUUUGUAAAAAAAAAAAAAAA
Coturnix japonica (Japanese quail) is the source of this 3714-nucleotide messenger RNA. RefSeq names its product coronin 2A (gene CORO2A). NCBI's taxonomy places the organism in Eukaryota, Metazoa, Chordata, Aves, Galliformes, Phasianidae. The record is from RefSeq and is a predicted model, not a curated record. Gene Ontology annotation, molecular function: actin filament binding.